AUGUAUCUACUACAGUUUUUAUACCAGGUCCCGGGUUUCAUUGUAAGCGCCAGUGCGACCCAGUCCAAUAGUGAUGCUAAAAAAUUGUCUGAAGUAAUCCACGAUUCAGAUACUCCUGAUUUAGCCAAGGAAUCCUGUGCUGAUAGGCUGGGACCUAAAAGAGCGCGACUUCAUCCUGGUGUUAACAAAGGCCGGAAACAGCAUUUUGAUCUGAGCGGCUCUGGGAAAGACAGUUUUCUAGAAAUAGCAGUCCGCACAGGUGCUUACGCCACUUGGUCCCUACUCGGGAAUUCUUCGUCCUUCGGCUUGUUUGAUGAAUUGGGACCAGUUGAUUUCGUCUUUACGCUAGGAGGAAAUAAAACUGUUGCUGGAUUAACAAAACAAAGAUCAGCAGAGGCUAAACAAAGCGAAGGUAGAAGACGGAUAGUGAUUGAUGUUACAGAGGUUAGUUAA
Messenger RNA from Protopolystoma xenopodis, 453 nucleotides. Lineage: Eukaryota; Metazoa; Platyhelminthes; Monogenea; Polystomatidea; Polystomatidae. The record is from the annotation of a GenBank genome assembly.